Olea europaea var. sylvestris is the source of this 2006-nucleotide messenger RNA. RefSeq lists its product as uncharacterized. The transcript is spliced from 2 exons. The record is from RefSeq and is a predicted model, not a curated record. Bases 354 to 1370 code for a protein of 338 amino acids. Lineage: Eukaryota; Viridiplantae; Streptophyta; Magnoliopsida; Lamiales; Oleaceae.
UUUUGUUUAGUCUUCUUCGGUUCGGAUCGUAACUGUUCUUUGUUUGCUUUUUGAAGGUACCCUUCCUCGGUGUGAGAUAUCCACCGACGACUUUGACAUAAUCUGCAUCAUCUACCAGCUGCCCCCGAAGAAGAGGUCAUACCACGAGUUGAUCAGGAAGAAUAUUCAUUUCGUAACACACGACCUGAUGGCUUCCCAAGAUAACUUCAACAAGAAGAGGCCUCUGAGGCCUGAUUUCAAGACAAUUUAGAAGAUGAUGGCCGAGGCGAGAAGCUUGAAGACCUCUUCAUCUGCCUACAAGAAGCAGAUGAAGGAUCUGGUUGAUGCCAGUAAGAGGCUUCAACCUUUAGUGGAUGAGGAGGUUGAAGAAGACCCUGAGGCGAAUCUGUAAGGGUAAAAAGGCUGCGGGCUCUUCAAAGAGGCUCACCGUGGCGAGGCCAGCCCCAGCCCUGAGGCAGACAACAAUUCCAACCGGGUUGGCCUUAAGGGAGAAGGUUGUUGAACCCUCCGUGGCUGUCCCUGCCACCUCUGCUGCCCCGGCUGAAGCUCCACUUUCAGCCGUUCUAAUAUCUCAAGUGUCGGGGCAGCCAAGGAGAAAAAGGGCCCGCCCCACAAAGGAGGUAGACUUUUUGGGCGUAAACACUGAGGAGCCCGUGAAAGAAGUGCUGGAGGCUCUACCUCCUGAGACGGCAGCGGUGGCAGUGGUCCAUAACAAGUACUGGGUCGAGGAGUGGAAGGACUACACUGCCUCGUACACUGUCGAAGAUCUCGUGGCGGCCAAUUGUGCAUGCAUAGCCAGGGCCCUCGGCACAAGUGUUCAGCUGGAGGAUCUAAUCAAAGAUCUUAGCGUUAAAAACAUUGAUUUGGCCAAGCUCCUCGAGGAGGCGAUGCAAUAUGAAGAUGAAGUUCGAGCCGCCCAGGAGAAGGCCUAUGAGGCGGAGUCGACGAAGCAGGAGGCGGAGGGCCAGCUAAUAAGGGUCAAUGCUGAUGUUGAGAGGCUAAAGAAAGAGCUGCAUGAAACUGAGUGCCAAGUGGCUGCUGUGACGAGGCGAAGUGAUCACGCCAACGAGUACCAUCGCCUAACUACUUCAGCUCUGGAGGCCUCCUAUAAGGAAAAGGCUGAGUUGAAGCAGUGGGCAGAGGCCCAGGCUGAAGAGAUUGCUUCACUGAAGGGAGAGCUGAAGUCUGCAGGGGAGGUGGCUGUGCAGAACUUCAUUGAUCAUUUCGAGGAGCACCCCCUGUAUGAUGACUUUGCCAACUACUGGGCCUCUUGGAGUGCCCAAGAACUAUUGGGUCAGCUGAAGGAGAUCCACCCGACUUUGGACAUAUCCUCUUUGCAAACAGAGUUCAAUGGCCCUACUAGAGGCUAGCCUGAUAGGGCUGUCGAGGAAGCUCUAGAGGCCCCAAAGGAAGUUGAAUCGAAGGCCGAGGCGGAAGACGUCGGCCCAGUAGAAUAGGGCUACUUUUGUAAUGGCUUCGGCCUUCUUUUUGUAACUCAGUUUGAACUUAAUGGAAUGAAAAUUUUUCUUCUAAGUAUUAUUGCUUCUUCCUUUUCCUUCUGUUGAACUGUCUAUACUUGCGUAAAUGAAUGAUAAGCACUUAAAUAAAUAUUAAGCACCACUUACCAAUAACCAGUUGAUAAAAGAAGAUCGGACUAAUAGCAUAUUGAAGAAAUGAGGUAACAAUUCAUUAACCGAUGUGACACAAAGAACUGAAGUAUCAUUACUUAGAAGUUACAUCAUCUUCACUAAGGCAAUUUUAGCACUUAGUAAGAUAGGGUCGUUACAAAUGAGAUCGGAUCAUGACAAACACUUAUUAGACAACAUUGAGAUCGGAUCGGAACAUACGUUCAUCAUUGAUAAUACUUCCUCAAGUGUUCGAUGUUCCACUAAUGAGGCAGUACUCUCCCUGUGAUGUCUUCAAUUUCAAAAGUAGCAUGUCGGGACUCCUUGCGGAUGCGAUAAGGACCUUCCCAGUUCAGUCCAAACACUCCGGACCCAGUUGAC